Enterospora canceri is the source of this 1686-nucleotide messenger RNA. The record is from the annotation of a GenBank genome assembly. Lineage: Eukaryota; Fungi; Microsporidia; Enterocytozoonidae.
AUGGAGAAUAUUCUGAACAAGAUUUACCAAAUUAUCGGGAUAUUCAAGAAGCACGGGGCCAUUCCAUCGUACGUCAUAUCACUCGCAGACGAUGAGAGGGCGGAGAUGGUCUCCGUAUCAGUGAAAAUGAGUCGCAUUAUUGAGAUGGGCGCAUUCUUCGAGGGCGACUUCAUUCAGGUCACCAGGGACAGCGAGAGCGGGAUUGAGUUCGUGAUAUGCGGCGAUGAAAGCAGGCACUUUGCAACCGCAGUCGACGUAGCCAGGAUACGCGAGGAAAAUAACCAGCUUGAAUUUCUAUUGGACCUGAAUUUGACCAAAUUUCUGAAUGACACACUUCCUGAAAGCAGGAACUGUGGCGUGGCCUACAAUGCAUCAGGCGCACUGGUUCCAACCAGAGAGGAGCACGAUCCGAUCUACUUCGAGCCAGUUCGUCUGAAUGGGUCAUUUGUUGGAAAAUACCGAAUUCAGGGGCUGAAUAACGAGGAAGUUGGAAACCUCCAGGCGCGUGUCACUGGUGCAUUCAUAGGCAGAAUAGUCCAGAAAACACGAAUCAACAUCUACCCACACGCCUACAACCCGUUCUGCUUUGCGAUAGUCACGGCCAACAACGUCUUUGUGAAACUGGUCUUCUGGAAGGAGCAUCUUACGCUCUACUCGUCGCUGCAGGUGGGCGACUCGGUCUACGUGAAGUCGUUUUCACAGCGAUCUGCGAGCAACGUGCCUGAUAAAAUCAUCUACGGCACAUUUACAGAAAGCUGCUACUUCAAGGUGAAAGAAAUCACCCCUAAGGAAGUUUUCAAGGUGUUUCCCAGGAGACCAAUUGGCCAUAGGGAAAUCAGACUGUUGGAUACAAUCAGAGGAAGAGUGGUCUACUCCUCUGUCACACUCAGACAGACCACCAAACACGUCUACCAGGAGUAUCUGCUCCUCAGAAUGGAGGAUGAAGACGGAAACGUGUUUUCUGUCUUAUUGCAGAAUAAUUCACAAGAGGACUUCUACAGACUCAGAAACAGGGUGGUUGAGCUGUGUGAGAUGAGGAGGAUCCAUAGGGGCGGAGCAGAGCUCUAUAUCAGCUCAAUAUACACGAGAAUAAGGAUAGAGGACGAUGGUGGCUGUAGGACGUACUAUAAUGCGGAAGAGAACAGAAUGGUACGAAGGGAGAGAAGGAGUCGCUACAAGGAGGGCGCAAUUGGGUAUCUUCCUGAUAAUUUUGGUAGAGUUGAGGAGUUAGAGGGAACUACUGAAAUAUUCAGGGGCGUCCACAAACAGGUUGACCUGUUUUAUGCGCCAGUUCAAACGACGGCUGAGGAGCUUUUUAAGGCGGUAGAUGAGCAGGGGCCGAAUGAGAGCAGAAGCACCGUCUACAGCCUGGCCAUAAAUGAGGUGAAGAAGUUCUACUUUCAGGGGGUUGUGAGAGGAGUCGAUGAAACAGAGACGUACGUCGACUAUCUGGCUGAGAACGAAGGCAGUGGCACCGUUGUGGAGAGCCAGAGACUGCUUCGCGUCUCUCUUGCUGGAGACUAUCGAGUCUAUUACGCCGAAAACAUGUUUGUUGAGUCUGAGGAAGACUGGCUCCGACUUCUGGUGAAUAGAGAGGCACUGCUGUUUGUGGAUGCCCUUCGCGUAUCCUCAGACGAAGUCCUCGUCUACCUGACUGGCGGACUGCCCACAAACGAGUCACAAUAA